Haemorhous mexicanus (house finch) is the source of this 6713-nucleotide messenger RNA. It is a transcript of the gene NRG1, whose product is annotated as neuregulin 1. Bases 95 to 2134 code for a protein of 679 amino acids. Gene Ontology annotation, biological process: nervous system development; animal organ development; intracellular signal transduction. The record is from RefSeq and is a predicted model, not a curated record. The transcript is spliced from 12 exons. Lineage: Eukaryota; Metazoa; Chordata; Aves; Passeriformes; Fringillidae. Gene Ontology annotation, molecular function: chemorepellent activity; protein tyrosine kinase activator activity.
GGGGUGAAGGAAAAAAAAAAAAAAGGCCCGAAGAGGAGUUUCCGAAAACUUCCAAGGAACUCGCGGCUGCAAGUCCCCGCGACAGGCAAGAGCGAUGCUGGAGCCUCGGGCGCUCCGGGAGCCGACAGCGACGGCAGUGGAGGCAGAGGGGGUGACCGCGGGGAUGGCGGCGGCAGCGGGAAGCGCGGUGCCCGCCGGAGCCGGGAUGGCCGAGAAGAAAAAAGCCGGCAACGGCAGGAAGGGCAGGAAAGGCAAGGGGCCCGGCAAGAAGCCCGGUCCGCCGGAGGAGGGCGAGGCGCCCGGGUCUACCACAGCGGUGCCCCUCAAAUUGAAGGAAAUGAAAAACCAAGAGGCUGCUGUGGGUCAGAAGCUAGUGCUAAGGUGUGAAACCACUUCAGAGUAUCCUGCGCUCAGAUUCAAAUGGUUAAAGAAUGGGAAGGAAAUAACCAAAAAAAACAGACCGGAAAAUAUCAAGAUCCCAAAAAAACAAAAGAAGUACUCUGAGCUUCACAUUUACAGAGCCACGUUGGCCGACGCUGGGGAAUACGUUUGCAGAGUGAGCAGCAAGCUAGGAAAUGACAGUACUAAAGCCAGUGUUAUCAUCACAGACACCAAUGAGAGUACCAGCAAGAUACCAGUAUCAACAGAAGUGACAAAAACUUCUUCACAACCCAUGCUUAGGAUACAAGUUUCAACAGAAGGAACAAACACUUCCUCCUCCACUUCCACAUCUACAACUGGGACAAGUCAUCUUACAAAAUGUGACAUAAAGCAGAAAGCCUUCUGUGUAAAUGGGGGAGAGUGUUACAUGGUUAAAGACCUCCCAAACCCCCCAAGAUACCUGUGCAGGUGCCAACCUGGAUUCACUGGAGCAAGAUGUACUGAAACUCUGCCCAUGAAAAUCCAAAACCAAGAAAAAGCUGAGGAACUGUACCAGAAACGGGUGCUGACCAUAACUGGCAUUUGCAUUGCUCUUCUAGUAGUUGGCAUCAUGUGUGUGGUGGCCUACUGCAAAACCAAGAAGCAGAGGAAAAAGUUGCACGACCGCCUUCGGCAGAGCCUGCGCUCGGAAAGGAACAACGUGAUGAACAUGGCCAAUGGACCGCACCACCCCAACCCACCGCCCGAUAACGUACAGCUCGUCAAUCAGUACGUUUCGAAAAAUGUAAUUUCCGGUGAGCAUGUCAUCGAGCGAGAAACAGAGACCUCGUUUUCUACAAGCCACUACACCUCAACAACACAUCACUCCGUGACAGUCACCCAGACACCUAGCCACAGCUGGAGUAAUGGCCACACUGAAAGCAUCCUCUCUGAAAGCCACUCGGUGCUCGUCAGCUCCUCCAUGGAGAACAGCAGGCACGCCAGCCCAGCAGGGCCCCGGGGCCGCCUCAACGGCAUCGGCGGGCCACGGGAAGGCAACAGCUUCCUCCGGCACGCGAGAGAGACCCCCGAUUCCUACCGAGACUCUCCUCACAGUGAAAGGUAUGUCUCAGCUAUGACCACACCAGCUCGCAUGUCACCCGUUGAUUUUCACACUCCAACUUCUCCCAAGUCCCGCCCCUCCACAAUGUCACCACCGGCUUCCAGCUUGACCAUCUCCAUCCCUUCAGUGGCGGUGAGUCCCUUCAUAGAAGAGGAGCGACCUCUGCUCCUGGUGACUCCGCUGCAGCUGCAUGAGAAGUACGACCACCACCUUCAGCAGUUCAACUCCUUUCACCACAAUGCCACCCAUGAGAGCAACAGCCUGCCACCAAGUCCUCUGCGGAUCGUGGAGGAUGAGGAGUACGAGACCACGCAGGAGUACGAACCAGCACAGGAGCCUCCAAAGAAACUCACCAACAGCCGGAGGGUCAAAAGAACAAAGCCCAACGGCCACAUUUCCAGCAGGGUGGAAGUGGACUCUGACACAAGCUCUGAGAGCAGCAGCUCUGAGACCGAAACGGAAGAUGAAAGAAUAGGUGAGGAUACACCGUUCCUGAGCAUACCGAACCCCGGGGCAACCGGUCUGGAGCCAGCCACUGCCUUCCGGCUGGCUGAAACCAGGACUAACCCGGCAAACCGCUUCUCCACACCAGAAGAGUUACAAGCAAGGUUGUCCAGUGUGAUAGCUAACCAAGACCCUAUUGCUGUAUAAAACAUAAAACACAUAGAUUCACAUGUAAAACUUUAUUUUAUAUAAUGAAGUAUUCCACCUUUAAAUUAAACAAUUUAUUUUAUUUUAGCAAUUCCGCUGAUAGGAAACAGGAGGGGAAGAAAACUUUUAUAAAUUAAAUAUACGUAUGUACAAAUGUGUUAUGUGCCAUAUGUAGCAAUUUUUUACAGUAUUUCAAAAAUGGGGAAAGAUAUCAAUGGUGCCUUUAUGUUAUGUUAAGUUGAGAGCAAGUUUUGUACAGUUACAAUGAUGGCUGUCCCAUAGUAUUUUGCAAAACCUUUUAACCCCCAGUUGUCCUAGCUUUUUUGUGCACUGCAUUAUAAUGACUGGAUGUAUGAUUUGCAAGAAUUGCAGAAGUCCCUCUGGUCGCUUGCUGUAGAGUCUCGAAAUCAGAAAGCCCUGUAAUGGCACUCUCACCCUACUCCACCAGAAAAACACACAUAUACACUCACACAGAGUCAGAAAGGAAAAAAAAAGAUUAAAAAAAAAGAUAAAAAAAAAAGUUUUAAAAAAAAGUUUAUUAUAUGAGAACUUUUAUUUGCUUUCCGUAUAUGAGAUGAGUUUUGUCUGCUCUCUGCCAGCCAAAAGGUUUGCUUCUUUGAGCACUGGGAUAAUAGUAGAUCCAACAGCAUGCUACUAUUAAUUACAGCAGGAUAACAAAAAACAUACAAACAAAAAAAAGCGCCAGCCUGCAUUAAGUAAUGUUACUUAUAGAAAGAAAGUAAUACUGUGAUUUUAAACCAAAUAUAUUAUUAAUCAGAGGUCAGCUUGUAAUCACUAGGAGCUGCAAUUUCAUUAUUUUCCAGAUAUUAAUUGUUCUAGUUAUCCCUUAGGAAAUGGGUUUAAGUUAGCUGAGGCUUUGAACCCAAUACUCUAUUCAAACAAAAAAAAAAAAAAAAAAAGAAGAAAAAAGAAAAAAAAAAAAACAUUUAUAUUAGUUUAUGUUAAUGGGGCAAAUAUAAUAGAUAUCUGUAAUCAAGCAAGGAAGAGAUCUAGCUGGAAAACAAAUGCCACUAAUAAAAGUGCAAUCAGUUUUCACCUCUAUUUCUUAAUGUUGAUUUCUAAUACAUGACUUAUUCUUUUGUUUCCACUCAAUUUUCUUCCCCUUUUUUCCUUCCUCAGAAAGAACCCUGACAAGCGUCUAGCAAUACCUUGUUAGAGUUGCUGUUGGAGUAAGGCUUACUCUUGGACAAAGAAAAGCCUUUCAGGGAAGAAGAACAUGAUUUGCUGAAUGGUUAAAAAGUAUAGGCACGUAGGAGGGACAAAGCAGAUGUGUGGAGUUUAUUUCCACUCACCUUUACUGACUCCAUUACUUGGGUUGAGAGAGGCAAGGCUGAUGCAGAGCCCAUUUAUGAAGGCAAGCACACCAUGUGAGUUACAGCCCUAGUAACCCAUGUGUGACUUCUUAAUAUCAGUGUUUAUAUAGCCAGUGACAGUCUUGAAGUCAUUGACUAGUAGUGAACAAGGAUGCUGUCAGUGCUGGAGCAGAUGCAUCCAUCCAGACAGAAGCAAAUGGACUCUUUUGCACUGAAUUCCUAUCAGUUUAGUCAGGGUCACUCUGCCUCUUCUAUACUUUUGAUUUUUUGUUGUGUGUUCAGUUGGCACAGCAUUGACUCAGGAUUGAUGUGGAAAACAAAUGUUUUUCCUAGACUCUGGGGAUUCUGAAAAUGAGAACAUGUGUUUUACAGGUAUUACUGAGCUCUAAAUAAGAGCCCUGUCAAGACAAAAAUAAUUUCAGCCAAACUACACUCAUCCUUUGGGCCACAUUCUGGUCCUAGUUAAAUGAAGAGAAAUACAUCAAGGAAAAUUUGUGAGAUGCAAACCUGAGGUACAAAAGUCCCAACUCAGUAAAUUGUUCAAGCAUAUGCUUAUGCUAAUCCCAGCAAAAGUUAACUUCAGCAUGUGCUAGACUCUCCUUGACACAUCCAGCACUUGCAAAAAGUUAAGCAUGUGCCUAAGAGUUUUGUUGAACAAAGUGUCCUAUUGAUUUGAGACUGAAAGCAAAGUAUAGCAAAAGAAGAUCUUUGCCAGGAAGACAAAAAUCAGUGAGUUCCUAACUGUAUAAAUAACCAUAUCACGUUAGUAAGAUCACAGGUGAGUCUUCCUGAACACCAGGUUCAACAGAAAAAGAACAACAAACACCUUAGUAGAGGAAACAAAGUUGUCCACUGGAAUGUCAGUGGUAGAACCAAAAGGCUAGGAAACUAUCACAGCUUUGGGCUUUGUGAUGGCUGAAAUGGCAUUGCUUAUUUGAGAAAUCUGUGGAAGAUGGCAAAUACAUACUGUGUGGACUGAAGUCCCCUUUGCCAUUUUUCUCUAGCUGGCAUGUACUUGGACACACUUUGCCUUUGCAGACUGAAACAUAAGCUCUCUACAAAUUCUAUACGCCAUAUUCUCAUUUUCAUCCCUUUAGUCAUGCCUAUUUAUCUGCAAUCCCAUGCAGCAGAAUAUCCAUCUCUCCAGUAACUCUGCAACUCAAUAGUACAGAGGGUCAGGUGGGCUUUCCUAAUGAAGGCCACAAGUUUCCAAAAGAUUUGCACUGUUGAGUUUCCUUGGGCACUUGAAUAUCUGUCCCUUCAGGUAGGCCUCUGACACUGCAAAGAGCUUGCAGGACAGAUAAGACAGAAAAAGAACGCCAGACAAACAAGAGAUUUGCCCCAAAAUCACCCAUCUUAGUGGCAGAAUAGAGAUUAUAAGACAGGUUUUUUGUAAACUCCUCCAGCAUAUAUCAACCACAAGGCCAGCUCUCAUUGAAGUAUCUAUAAUAGCCCAGACAGAUUACUGAGGAUAGAAAGGGAACAUGCCUUGAUGUUGAGUAGAUGAUUUGACUACUAGCACUGUUAUUGUGGAGGGACAGUACAAAAUGAAGGAGCAAUUCCAUACUUGGGAGCUGUACAUGUGAGAUUUAUUUGGUAUAGGUCUAGGGAAAAUGUCACACAUCUUCUGUUGCAGUGCCUCAAAUUGUUGUGCAGUUCCUGCUAUUCCUACCCCUCAGAAUAUACACAGUGUGUUAUAGAGCAAGCAUGAAAUUAGGCUGGAGACUUCACAUGGACCUAAGAACAAGAAAAUACAAUUGGGGAUAUGGCUGCCUAAGCCCUUAGAUCUUUGUGAAGAACCCAGCCUUACAGCACAAUUCAUGCAGCAGUGAAUUCGGGAACUGCCCUGGCUUGGCACACACAGAAGCGGGAAGAGGACACAGACCCUCACCUCUCAGCUUGUGUUUAUCACACUGUGAGAGUGUUUCACAUCAGUCAGGUCCACACCCAGAAGUUAGUGAGUCUACCUGGCCACAGGUGCUGCUGGCAGGAUGCAGUCAGUUCCUGCUGGCCAAGGGGCUGGAAGCUGCAGCAGCACAGAGCAGAGCCAGCAAGUGCCUAUGGAAAAGGCCAGCUCCCCUCUUGGGAUAUUUGCUUCAUUUCCCAGACCUUUGAGCUAGGCAGUCCCAACACCCUUGAGCCAUCACUGUGUGAUGCUUGCCAGUUCUUUGGCUGAAAGUCACGGCAAGAAGAAUCAUACUUUGAAGAGGGGGGAAAUAUUCCAGUGGUGGCAGAGUUGUUAAGAUUGUCCUGGUUUAUUUCUAUGUCGUUUAGUUUGAGCCAUGAGUUUUUCCUGUGUAUGUGUUUAUAUGCAGGAAUUGUUCCAAGAUGAAAGGCUUCUUUCAAGAGUGUAUAGCUAGAUUUUGUUGUGCACAACCUGGUAUAGCCUGCAUAUUUAAGGGGUGUAAAUCAUUACAGCUCUAUAUAGGUUUUCAUGCAACAGAGAAAAGCCUACUCCCUCCUUUUGGCCCAGUCAUUCCCUUCCUCACUUGAGCCACCCCAACGCACCCAGGUUUAAGAGAUCAAUCACUGCCUUUAUCAGGGAAACAGGAAAGCUCCUUCUUUCCAGUAGUCCAAAACAACAAUGCUGCAUCUCCCUGCUUCUCUCACACACAUUGCAAGCAGUUUCCUGAGCAUCCAGGAUAGUAAACUGGUGUCUCCUCAAAGGACACACCUCUCAGCCUGUUGAGCGCUUCUUGGCCCUGCAGUGUGGCUACUGACAAUUACCUGGGUCUUACUUCUAGUAAGAAACAAAAAAGCACCUAUGAAAUGCUGCAGAGAAGGGCAGACAAAGAACAUGGCCAAUUAUCAUCAUUUGUAAUUCUCUAUUCUAUUGUAAAUAUGUCUUGUACAUAUGUGGAUGUUUUCAUUAUUUACUGUCUUUAUGGAUAUUGUGUUAAAUGAGACGCUCUUAGUUUAUUGUGUAACACUGUAAAUAACAUAACAUCCUUUAUUAUUUAUGCAUAGGCAUCUAACACUCAGAGAAAGUUAUCCUCAUAUUAUUUUAAGAUAUAUGUCAAAAAGAUGUUGCAUUUUUCCUUUUGCUUUGAAAAAAUUGUAAUAUAUCCUCUUUUUCCCCUCUUCCUUAAAAAAAAAAAAAAAAGAAUGCUAAUUUAUUGUUCAGGAGAGAAAGGGGAUGUAACUGAAAGGCAAACUGUUCAAAGAACAUGCUGUGGAAGCCACAAGCUACUGAUAAACUAAAGAAUUUAUUACCCCAAAUACAGCAAUAAGUAAUUGUUGAUUUA